Messenger RNA from Zophobas morio, 946 nucleotides. Its product is annotated as phosphatidylinositol transfer protein 1-like. NCBI's taxonomy places the organism in Eukaryota, Metazoa, Arthropoda, Insecta, Coleoptera, Tenebrionidae. Gene Ontology annotation, biological process: phospholipid transport. The record is from RefSeq and is a predicted model, not a curated record. The coding region runs from base 15 to 839 and encodes 274 amino acids. The transcript has 10 exons.
GUUUUAAUAUACCAAUGCUUUUAGUUGAGUAUAGAAUUCCGCUUCCUUUUACACUCGAAGAAUUUGAAAUAGCUCAAUUAUAUAUGGUUGUUAAGGCUAGUCAAGAAUAUACAGUAGAUGGGGAAGGCGUUGAAAUAAUAAAAAAUGAGCCUUACAAUAAUCUCGAGGGUGCUUUAGAUUUUGGAGAAUUAUCCAAAGUGUCCAUUCCUAAAAAUAAAGGGCAGUACACACAUAAAAAAUACUACAUAGGUUCUCGAAUCCCACCUUAUGUUAAAGCAGUGCUGCCUUGUAAUGCUUUAUACCUUAAUGAAGAGGCCUGGAACGCCUAUCCUUACUGCAAAACAGCACUAACUAAUGGUUACCUGGACACUGCCAAAUUCCAUGUUGAAAUAGAAUCUUUGCACUUCAAUGAUAAAGGCCAACAGGAGAAUAUCUUUAAUUUAAAAGAGGAAGAACUACUCAAAAGAAAAGUCAUACAUCUGGACAUUUCCGAGGACUUGUCCAAGUCGUCGGAGUACAACGAUAAAUACGAUCCCCGAAAGUUCAAGUCGAAGAAGACGGGAAGAGGGCUGCUAAGUAAAGGCUGGGAAAUUUCUGCGAAUCCGGUCAUGUGUGCAUACAAGCUGGUCAGAAUAAAUUUCCGUUACUUUGGGAUGCAGAACAAAGUCGAGAAAAUUAUCGAGGACUACGAGACUCGACUGUUUCUGAGCACUUUGCGACAGGCCUUUUGUCUUAUAGACGAGUGGUACGCUUUAGACAUGCAUGCUAUCCGGGACCUCGAGGAACAGACAGUGGAAGACUUAAAAAAAAAAAUGGCAAGCAGCACGUCCAGCUGCUGAUGGAGCUCGUGGCCAAGAUGGUACUUUUAUAAACUAAGGGUUGUAGACGCUUGUGGAAAUAAAAGUGGUUGUUCCGUUCACGUUAUUUAGCCUUUUUUAUGUUUGGA